AUGAACCCUAUUCGCAUCUGUUCAUGGAAUAUAAAUGGGUUGCGUUCUAUUCAGCAUUCGUUGAAAAGCAUUUUAGAUUCUCUCUCAUCUGAUGUAAUUUGUAUCCAGGAGACCAAGACCACGCCUGAUAUAAGUAGCGACUUUGCAUAUGCGGAUAACUACAAUGGUUAUUUCAGUCACAGUAUACACAAGACAGGAUACUCAGGAACUGCAAUUUUUUGUCGCAAUCCUCUUAAACCAACCAAAACAUACCAUAACCUAAAUGAUAUUCUCGUCGAAUCCACAUUUUGUAAAGACAAUUCUAUGGAUGGGUUGAAUUUCCUUAAGAAUAUGCUGAAUAUUUCUUAUGCAGAAGCUCGUAAUUUGGAUGCAGAAGGAAGAGUAUUGGGUCUUCAAUUUUCGAGUGAUAUGUUUACCACCUCUCGAACUGCAAAUGAAAUCCGACCGCUAGUUGUAUUGUCCAUAUAUUUUCCCAGAUUAGAUUCAGAAAAUGUUGAACGUUUGAAUUACAAACAUCUUUUCCAUUAUGCUGUACAACAUUGCAUUGAAUCACUUCUAACAGAAAAUAAUGUAGUUAUUGCUGGUGACUUUAAUAUUUGUCACAAAAUAAUCGAUCACUGCGCUCCAAAUGAACUUAUCAUUGAUAAGUCUUCGAAACCUUUUCGCGAAUGGUUUGAUCAGUUGUUGGUUGAAGAACAAAAAGAUGAGAGUCUUAAUACUGAAGACAGCGUUGGUUUAAGAAGAUUCGUAGAUAUUUUCAGGUUACUGCAUCCUCAUCGGAAAAAUGCUUUCACAUGUUGGUCAUCACGUACAAGUGCUCGUCAAACAAAUUAUGGAGUCAGAUUAGAUUAUAUUUUAUUCGACUUGAAACUUGUGGAAAUGAUCACCACAUCAGACAAUAAUAUACAAGCAGACUUGAUGUUACACAUAGAUGGAUCUGAUCAUUGUCCAAUAUAUACAGAUCUACCAUAUUUUUAUAAUUCAGAUUUGAUUUUUUCUAACUCAUUUCCACCCAAAUGUUCUCAUUACUGGCCUCAAUGUCGAAGAAAGCAAAUGGAUUUGGAGAGUUUUGUAAUUUCAAAUAGUCAUUCCGAAGUGACUAAACAAGCUUGCACUUCAAACGCACCAGCUUCUAUAACAUGUGUAAAAAAUUCACGCACCAAAGAAAAACGUCCCGUCUUCAGACAAACGAAAAUCACUUUCAAGAGUAAGUUGGUCUAA
Messenger RNA from Schistosoma turkestanicum, 1221 nucleotides. The record is from the annotation of a GenBank genome assembly. Lineage: Eukaryota; Metazoa; Platyhelminthes; Trematoda; Strigeidida; Schistosomatidae.